Molecule: messenger RNA, 437 nt
Organism: Centropristis striata (black sea bass)
Lineage: Eukaryota; Metazoa; Chordata; Actinopteri; Perciformes; Serranidae
Gene: cnfn
Product: cornifelin
Exons: 3
Coding region: 87-437 (116 amino acids)
Cellular component (GO): cornified envelope
Source: RefSeq, a predicted model, not a curated record
GGAUCUCUUAGUUUUAAUAUUAAUGUGCAAUAGUACAAUAUGAUCUGUUUUAACACCUUUAUAUUGCUUUUCUUCUACUUGCAGCGAUGACGUUUCAGUCAAAUGUGGUCAGCUCUCAGCCUCAGGUCACUGUUACGCAGUACUCUAUGUCACCUGGAUUAACAGACUGGAGUUCAAAUGUGUGCGACUGCUGUGAAGACUGUGGGAUCUGUCUUUGUGCAACCUUUGUCCCAUGUAUCCUGGGCUGUAAAGUGGCUCAGGACAACGGGGACAGCUGCUGCCUGCCCUUCCUUCCAGGGGCCAUGAUUGCUCUAAGGACAAGCAUACGCAGCAGAUACCACAUUGAAGGCUCAGUGUGUGAUGACUGGGUCAUCAUGGCCUGCCUGCCUCUAUGUGGACUUUGUCAAAUGGCACGGGAGCAGAAGAGGAGAGGAUAA